AUGGCUACCCUUACGAAAUUGACAGCCUUAGCUAUCCUUUUAAAUAGCUGCUACGCAGGUAUUUUACAUGGACACAGUCAUCAUGAAGAUCAUAGCCAUGGUUACCCAGCGGCACCACUUUCCAGCUUAUUCUCAGCAUCUUCUUCAAAUGCCUUGGCAUCGUCAAGUUUCUCUCCCAGUUCAUUUCCAGUUGGAUCUCUACCAUCUGCUACUUAUUCUGGUGACAGUCAUAUAGGAAGUGGUCUCUCGAACGGAUUUGGACAUGUAGAAAGUGGUCACUCGAGUGGAUUCGGACAUGUAGAAACUGGUCACUUGAAUGGAUUUGGACAUGUAGAAAGUGGUCACUCGAAUGGAUUUGGGCACGUAGAAAGUGGGCACUCGAGUGGAUUCGGACAUGUAGAAAGUGGUCACUCAAGUGGAUUAGAUGCUGGCCUUAUUGGUAGUGGUUAUUCCAAUGGCUAUGGUUCUGGUGUUAUUGGAAGUGGAUUCAGUACUGGUAUUGGUGGAAGUGGCCACUUAACUGGAUUCGGUGGGGCUAAUACUGGUUUCGGUACAGCGGGACUCACUGAUGUUUCUGUUGGCAGCAAUGGAUUUGGAGCAGUUGGAGCUGGAGCUGCUCUUCCUGGUUCAGCAAUUAUUGGAAAUAAUGCACCACCUGCAGGACCAAAAGCUCCAGUUAUCACUGAAAUUCAUGGCCUUGCUAACAAUAAUGGUGCUCCUACAAAAUACCGUGUUCGUGAUGAAACUUACCAAGUAUUUCGUGAUGUAACACACAGAGUUCCCCAACCCGUUCCCGUACCGGUUCCUCAAACUGUUCAAAUUCCUGUUCCACAGCCUUACCCUGUCCAGGUCCCUGUUGUAAGAAACAUCCCCGUUCCCGUUGUUAAGAUCCAGCACGUGAAAGUCGACAGACCCGUACCUUACCCCGUAGAAAAAAUUGUAAAAGUGCCAGUUGAGAAAGUUGUUCAUGUGCCAGUCGACCAUCCCGUGCCAGUUGAGAAAAUUGUCGAAGUGCCCGUUGUAAAACUUGUCAAAGUUCCAGUCCAUGUCGUGAAGAAUUACCCAGUACCCUUGUUCAAGACUGUUCACCAUAAGGCCCACUCCAGCCACGGUCAAAGCUAUGGCCACGGUAACGGUCAUGGUCACGGUCACGGCCAUGGUCACGGCCACGGACAUGGAUUGUCCCUGUGGCGUUGUACCAAAAUGGCGACGUCUAUGAUCAGUAUAAAUAUGUGGUUACGUUACGGUAUCAAAUCACAAACUUUCCGAACUCGGGGCAAACAACAACAACAACCUUUGUUGGCAGGCUUUAAGCGUUUAGCUAAUAGCCAUGGCGUCAAGACGGUUUUCCUGUCAGCGCUAGUGUACAGUGCAGCAGCUGGUAUAUUGACUGGUCAACACGAUCAUGAUUCCUAUGUAGAUUCGGCACUUAGUGCGCCCUCUGCAUCUUAUGGUGCACCCUCAAAUUCUUAUGGGCCACCUAAUUUAUCAGGGUCAGGAAAUUCAGGCUUCAGUGCGCACUCAUCAAACAACGGCGGUGUUUUGCAUGAACAACAUGUGAGUGGACACAAUGUGGGCAGUACUUCUUCAUUCGGCAGCAUUGGACCUGCUUUAUCCAGUGGACCAUCUUCAUUUAACAGCGCUGAUUUUACCAACAGUGGCUCAUUUUCAAGCGGUAAUGCAGGUGGAAGCAGUUCCGCUUUAAGCGGCGAUAUUGGAAGCACUGGCUCCUUUGUUAGUGGUGGCGAUUUAGGUGGCUCUGCUUUUAAUGGAGCAUCAGACUUCGAUAAUACUGGAGCAAGUUACAAUGAUGCAGGAUUUAGUGGUCCUUCUUUUUCUGGUUCAGCUACUGAUGGAGGAUCUCCCGGUUUUAACAAUGCGCUCCUCCCUGAAGCCAAUUUUGGAGAUUCAGGCCUAUCAGGUGGAGAUCUUGUCGGCGUUGGAGGUGGACUAAAUGGUGGUAGACUUACUGUAUCUGGAGCCCCGAGAGUUAUUGGAACUUCGGUUUCAGUUGGCCGCCCUAUAGCUCAGGCUUCAAGAUAUGAAUUGCAAUCUGUGGUGCAGAAUAUCAUCCGUCGCAUUCCAGUUGAAGUAACACGCCAUAUACAAGUUUCUGUACCCCAACCCGUCCCAGUUCCUGUGCGUAAAGAAGUAAAAGUUCCCGUUCCUCAACCCUACCCCGUUCAUGUAGAUGUCGUCAAACAUGUACCAUAUCCCGUAUACAAAACUAAACAUGUUGAGGUAGAUAGGCCAGUACCCGUUGAAGUUGUUAAACAUGUACCAAUCGAAGUUAUUAAAAAGGUUCACGUACCUGUUGAGAGACCUGUGGAAGUAAUAAAGAAAGUCCAUGUACCAGUUGAGAAACAUGUCGAGGUCCCAGUAGCAGUUUGGAAACCUUAUCCAAUCCACAUCAUCAAACACGUCACCCAUUACAAAAAGAAGAGCUGUUGCUGGUGAAAUAAGUCAUGAUCGUGCCAAAUAGUCAAAUAUAGUUGUAAAUACUUUAGUCAUUAGAUGUAUAUACGUAUAAUAGGUAAA
Messenger RNA from Vanessa tameamea, 2538 nucleotides. RefSeq names its product hornerin-like. The record is from RefSeq and is a predicted model, not a curated record. The transcript is spliced from 4 exons. Lineage: Eukaryota; Metazoa; Arthropoda; Insecta; Lepidoptera; Nymphalidae. Bases 1 to 2457 code for a protein of 818 amino acids.